This is a messenger RNA of Neospora caninum, 3147 nucleotides long. RefSeq names its product putative glycerol-3-phosphate acyltransferase. The record is from RefSeq and is a predicted model, not a curated record. The transcript is spliced from 16 exons. NCBI's taxonomy places the organism in Eukaryota, Apicomplexa, Conoidasida, Eucoccidiorida, Sarcocystidae. Bases 1 to 3147 code for a protein of 1048 amino acids. Gene Ontology annotation, cellular component: endoplasmic reticulum membrane. Gene Ontology annotation, biological process: phospholipid biosynthetic process. Gene Ontology annotation, molecular function: glycerol-3-phosphate O-acyltransferase activity; glycerone-phosphate O-acyltransferase activity.
AUGUACUUCCUGGUCCGAUGGCUCUGCAUCGGAAUUGUCCGGUCGUUCUUCAAAGAGGUUGCCGUCCUCCAUCCGGAGCGCAUUCCUCUCUAUGGGCCCGCGAUCUUCGUGGGUAACCACAACAACCAGUUCAUGGAUGCCUCGAUGCUAGUCGCCAACAUCCCGCGCCAAGUCCACUUCCUGGUCGCGUUGAAGAGCAUGAAGCGAAAGGUCAUUGGUUUCCUGAGUCGCCUCGCAGGGUGCAUCCCCGUGGAUCGGCAGGACGACCGCGCGGUCAAGGGACAAGGCGCCGCGCGCAUCUCCCACCACUUCACAGAAGAAGACCACUCCUGUCCCCAGCCGCCGCACCACCACCACCAUGCAAGGCCCAAGGCGGCCGAGGGGGCGGCCGGCCAGCGCGGAGACACGACCGCGCGCGACUCGCGUGGCCGAGUCGGCGAGAGCCUGCCACAGGACGAGACGUCUUCGAAGUUCGGAGAAGCGCGCGGCGGACUCAAAACACCUGGAGGGAGCGUCGAUGACCCGAAAGACCGAAGGAAGAGUGCGGAGGACCAGCGGGGAACAGCAAAUGGUGACGGCCCGAACGGGGAGGGUCAUAGUUCCGGAACCCCUAACCCGGAAGAGGGUGUGGUGACGCACGGGGCCGUUCCCCGCCACCUCGAAGUCCCCGCGGGGGACGGGGCGCACGACGCCAGAACUCCGGUCUCGCGGUCUCCGACUCCAGUCGCCUAUACACUGGGCAAGAACGCGGCGGUUGACAGGAACCUGCGUAGCGAGCUCAUCCGCGCCUUCGCCUCCAGAGCGCCGUCGCCUGCAGUCCCGCGGUCUGAAGGUCCGCCUUACGGCAAGAGCGCCUCGGCGCCUCUCGCUCUUUUCGGCCCCCCCCACCUGGUGUCGAUCCUCGGUCACCACACACGCUUUCUCGCGGAAGUCCGGCCGGGGUACAAAAUCCGGCUCGACGGCAAAGACUACCUCGUCCUCCGAGUCCUCUCCGACACGCACCUCGUCGUUCGCCCGCCGCAAGACGCGCCGCGCCGCCUGGGGUCUUCGCCUCUCCCGACGCCCGCAGGCACUUGGUCCAGCGUCGCUCCCCGUGUCGCGCCGAGUGUACGUCCACCUGGCCACUGGGAUGCGUCUCCCCUGAGCCCGCAGGGGACGACGAGCGGCGAGAGAGACCGCGCCGAGGAGGCACGAGAGGGAGCGCCAAGUUCGACGCGGAGCGGGGCUGUCGCCGCCUCGAGUGGGAGAAAGGCCAGCGAGAAAGAAGAGAGCGAGUCGGAGGCAGAGAUGCAGAGAAGAAGCGACUCGUUCUCCAGUCAGUCCAGCUCCAGCAGUACGUCGUCAGGUCCUGGUGGCCAAGGCGUUUUUUCGCGAAGCGAUUCCAUGGCGCGGUUCGGGAUGAACGCCGGAGACGGCCAGACAAACGCGAAGGCAGGCGGUGUCGGAGGCGAACCUGGGGAUCAGGAAAAUCUUCCUCCCGAGGCAGGACUAAACCGCGACAGCUCGGCUGCCUCCUUGCAGGGAGGCGCCGCACUCGCAACGAGAACUGCGAGCGCGAGAGACGUCGGCGCAGUUUCCGACCGCGACCAGGCGCUCCCCACGGAGGUGAAGCGGCCCGUGACGCCCAGUCCGGCGUCCUUUGGAGAGGUGACAGCCGAAGGCCUGCGAAGAAGGGUACAUCAGGCUGCACUCGCGGGGAAAGAAGGAAGCCUGCACGAAUCGGGGGGACGGGAAUCGCGAGCAGACAGUCGUGGGGCCGCUGCGGGGGAAGGAUCUCAUGAAGGACAAGGCAGCGGACACAGGCACGCCGAUGACGAAGAGCCCCACCUUGCGGCUAAUGUGAAGACCGAGAGAGAAAAACGUCUGGCGGCUGCGUCCUACAAAGAAUACAAGAUCCUCCCCAAGGUAGACCAGCGUGAGGUCUACGAGGCUGUGUCCCAUAGUCUCGUCGACGGCGACUGUAUCGGCAUUUUCCCUGAGGGCGGCAGCCACGACCGCACGACGCUCUUGCCGCUGAAACCGGGCGUUGCCAUCAUGGCCAUCCAAGGCGUCGCCGCAGGGGCGGAUGUCAUGAUUGUCCCCGUGGGCCUCGUCUAUCACAACCCCCACAAAACGCAGUCCAGAGCGACGAUCCACAUUGGCGAACCCAUUCCGAUUUCGCGGGAGUCAGUGAUCGAGUAUCAGCAAGACCGGCGGGCGGCGACGGCUCGCAUUCUCACAGACGUCGAACACGGACUUCGUUCAUGCAUCAUCACAGCCCAGGACCACGAGACGAUGACUCUCAUCCAUCUGUGUUGCUCUCUGUACCCUCCGGAAAGGCUGCGCCUCUCGCCCGAGAAGCUCUUCAACUUGAAUCAGCUCCUGUCGAAACUCUUCUGGCGGUGCGCCGACGCUCCCGAGCUCUCGAGACUCCGGCAGGACUUAGAGCAGUACCAGGGCGCUCUCCAGCGCGCGGGGAUUCCAGACCAUGACGUGUGGAUGUUAAAGCAGAGCACGGCCGGUGCCUCGCUGUGUUUCGCCGAAAAGCUGAUUGCGCUCCUUUUCUCAAUCAUCCUGGGCGUUCCUCUGCUUCCUCUCUGGGGUCCCCUCCGCGUCGUCGCCUACUUCCUCGCGGAGCGGCACCGAGCCCAGGCGCUGGCAGCAAGCAGCGUGAAAGUCAAGGGUAUGGACGUCGUGGCGAGCUAUAAAGUGAUUGUUUUGCUCGUGUGUGUCCCCCUGUUCAACCUCCUCUACGGCGCCAUCUUCGGCCUCGUCUUGCGCCGGACUCUCACAGAGACUCUCGUGGCGAUGCUGCUCUGUGUCUGUCUCCUCCCCAUCGCCUACUACUUCAGCAUGCGCCGAGCGGAACGGAUCCUCCCCCUGAUUCGCCAGAUGCGCACUCUCGUCAUCGUCCUUGUUGGCAAAGUUAACAUUUGGCGAGAAAACGAGCGAGAGCUCAUCACGCAAAGAAUGAAUCUUCAGUUCUCGGUUCGAGAGACGCUGUUGACGUUGGGGCCGCAAACGUCGCCCGCUUUCAUGGACGAGCUGUACUCAAUCCUUCCCAAGGCGGUUCUCGUCGCUGACAUCAAGCGUCUGAUACGAAAGAAGGAAGACUUCGCCCCUCUCCAGAUGAAGAGCCUCAUGAACAAUGCAGAAGAAAUCCUUUGA